Messenger RNA from Rangifer tarandus platyrhynchus (Svalbard reindeer), 1680 nucleotides. The record is from the annotation of a GenBank genome assembly. Lineage: Eukaryota; Metazoa; Chordata; Mammalia; Artiodactyla; Cervidae.
AUGGAGCUCCGGGCCCGAGGCUGGUGGCUGCUGUACGCGGCCGCCGCGCUGGUCGCCUGCUCCCGCGGGGACCCUGCCAGCAAGAGUCGGAGCUGCGGGGAAGUGCGCCAGAUCUACGGGGCCAAGGGCUUCAGCCUGAGCGAUGUGCCCCAGGCGGAGAUCUCGGGCGAGCACCUGCGCAUCUGCCCCCAGGGCUACACCUGCUGCACCAGCGAGAUGGAGGAGAACCUGGCCAACCGCAGCCGCGCCGAGCUGGAGACGGCGCUCCUGGAGGGCAGCCGGGCGCUGCAGGCCACACUGGCCGCCCAGCAGCGGGGCUUUGAUGAUCACUUCCAGCGCCUGUUGAACGACUCAGAGCGCGUCCUGCAGGAGGCCUUCCCGGGCGCCUUCGGAGAGCUGUACACGCAGAGCGCCAAGGCCUUCCGCGACCUGUACGCCGAGCUGCGCCUCUACUACGGCGGCGCCAACCUGCACCUGCAGGAGACGCUGGCCGAGUUCUGGGCGCGCCUGCUCGAGCGCCUGUUCCGACAGCUGCACCCGCAGCUGCUGCUGCCCGACGACUACCUGGACUGCCUGGGCAAGCAGGCCGAGCCGCUGCGGCCCUUCGGCGAGGCCCCCCGCGAGCUGCGCCUGCGCGCCACCCGCGCCUUCGUGGCGGCGCGCACCUUCGUGCAGGGCCUGGGCGUGGCCGGAGACGUGGUGCGCAAGGUGGCCAAGGUGCCCCUGAGCCCCGAGUGCUCGCGGGCCGUCAUGAAGCUGGUGUACUGCGCCCACUGCCUGGGGGUGCCCGGCGCCCGGCCCUGCCCUGACUACUGCCGCAACGUGCUCAAGGGCUGCCUGGCCAACCAGGCCGACCUGGAUGCCGAGUGGAGGAACCUUCUGGACUCCAUGGUGCUCAUCACGGACAAGUUCUGGGGCCCUUCGGGAGCGGAGAGUGUCAUCGGCGGUGUGCACUACUGGCUGGCAGAGGCCAUCAAUGCCCUCCAGGACAACAGCGACACACUCACGACCAAGGUCAUCCAGGGCUGCGGGAACCCCAAGGUGAACCCCCAGGGCCCUGGCUCCGAGGAGAAGCGGCCCCGGGGCAAGCUGGCGCUGCAGGAGAGGCUGCCUGCGGGCACGCUGCAGAAGCUGGUCUCCGAAGCCAAGGCGCAGCUCCGAGACGCUCAAGACUUCUGGAUCAGCCUCCCGGGGACGCUGUGCAGUGAGAAGCUGGCCAUGAGCUCAGCCAGUGAUGAACGCUGCUGGAACGGCAUGGCCAAGGGCCGGUACCUCCCCGAGGUAAUGGGUGACGGCCUGGCCAAUCAGAUCAACAACCCCGAGGUAGAGGUGGACAUCACCAAGCCGGACAUGACCAUCCGCCAGCAGAUCAUGCAGCUGAAGAUCAUGACCAACCGCCUGCGCGGUGCCUAUAACGGCAACGACCUGGACUUCCAGGAUGCCAGCGACGACGGCAGCGGCUCAGGCAGCGGCGAGGGCUGCCCGGACGAGGUGUGCGGCCGGAAGGUCGGCAGGAAGAGCGCCAGUUCGCGGACGCCGCUGACGCAUGCCCUCCCAGGGCUGUCUGAGCGGGAGGGCCAGCAGACGUCCGCCGCUGCCCGCCCCCUGCCCCGCGCCUGCCCCCUGCUGCUCCUGGGGCUCGCCCUGGCCCUUCUGGCAGCCGCGCCCCGGGGGCGGUAA